AGAACUCCUAUCAUCGGUUUUUCCCAACGUCACAUAUAAAUGUCCCGGUGACUCCUGCUCGGGAGGUUUGUGUAGCGGCUUCGCAGGUCUCUCUCCUUCAUACGUCACUAAACAAAGGAGCCUAGAACAUGUGUCGGUCCGUCCUCGCCGUCCUGCUCGGCCUCAGUCUCGGGCUGGUGGACGCGUUUCCCUCCCAGCAGCCUGACGGAGGGAAGAACUGGGUGGUUAUCGUGGCUGGAUCCAACGGCUGGUUCAACUACAGACACCAGGCCGAUGCUUGCCAUGCUUACCAGAUUGUCCACAGGAAUGGGAUCCCGGACGAGCAGAUAGUGGUUAUGAUGUACGAUGACUUGGCUCAGAGUCAGGAUAACCCCACCCCCGGGAUACUGAUCAACAGGCCCAACGGCACAGAUGUGUACAAGGGAGUUCCUAAAGAUUACACUGGGGAGGACGUGACCCCAGAAAACUUCCUGGCUGUGCUGAAAGGCGACUCCUCAAAAACCAAAGGUGGCUCAGGAAAAGUGUUGAAGAGCGGUCCCAAUGAUCAUGUGUUCGUGUAUUUCACUGACCACGGGGCUCCUGGUAUUCUGGCUUUUCCUGAUGAUGAUCUCCAUGUUGAAGAUCUCCAAGAAACCAUUAAAUAUAUGCACGAGAACAGGAAGUACAAAAAGAUGGUGUUCUACAUUGAGGCGUGUGAGUCUGGGUCAAUGAUGAACCAUCUGCCUGCUGACAUUGACGUGUACGCCACCACAGCAGCCAACUCUCAUGAGUCCUCCUACGCCUGUUACUAUGACGAGAAGAGGGACACGUACCUGGGCGACUGGUACAGCGUCAACUGGAUGGAAGACUCUGACGUGGAGGACUUAACCAAAGAAACUUUGCUGAAGCAGUUCAAGAUCGUGAAGACUCACACAAACACCAGCCACGUGCAGCAGUACGGCAACAAGACAAUGGCCCACAUGAAGGUGAUAAUGUUUCAGGGUAACAACAAAGCAAACAGCCCCCCCGCCCCUCCACUGACACUGCAGCCAGUGACCAAUCUGGAUCUGACCCCAAGCCCUGACGUUCCUCUGGCCAUCCUCAAGAGGAAGCUGAUGGCCUCCAACGACAUCAGCAUUGCGAGGGGCCUGCUGAUGGAGAUGAACGCCCACCUCAAGGUCAGGGAGAUGCUGGCUGAGAUGAUGCACCGAGUGGUGGAGAGGGUGACGGGUGACAAGAUGAAGGCGGAGGAGGUUCUGAACGACAGAGCCGACCUGUCCCAGCAUCAGUGCUACAAGGCUGCGGUCCAGCACUACAAACACGAGUGCUUCAACUGGCACAAAGCUGAGUAUGAAUACGCUCUGAGACAUCUGUACGCUCUGGUCAACCUGUGUGAGAGAGGAUACUCUGCAGACAGCAUCCUGCUGGCCAUGGACUCUGUGUGUCAUUACAGCAAGUGAAAGGAUUUAUGCAAACCCAGAAAACCCAGAUCAGACUGCCUCUUCCACGUGGGAAGGCCGGAGAGGAUGAUGCUUCUCUUUGCGCUGUCUUCAAAUCAAUCUGACAUUAUUGUUUUAUCAACGCGCCAUAACACUUACAACCUGUGAUGGUUUUUGAUUUUUACUCUGAAUUUUUAAACUUGUUUUAUGAUGAAUUGCACUAUCACUGUAGAGGGUUUGUGGAUGAUGUUUACUCCCUCUGAUUUUCUGUUUUUUAUUUACAUUUUUUGUUUUAAACACAUAGGAUAGACAAUUAAGACAUGGAAUUAGUGUAAAUUUGUUCUGCUCAAAGCUUUAUUUGUGGUAUAAGAUGCCUGGCAUGAAUGUUCGAUUGACAUUUAAAGGACAUACCACUAAAUAUUGAAUGUUUGUUGAACCUCAAGAGACUGUGUUAUAACACAGGGAUCUUGAAAUAAAAUCUAACACACCAAAACUGCUAAAAAAAAAUGACUCGUACUUGUGGAUAUUCAGGGCAGGUUUUUAUUCUUCCUUAACAUCAAAAUGACACAUUUCUUAAGUGAUUUAACACAUGAUGGUAUUCUUAACUCAUUAACAGUGGCCGGUUUUCAGAGGGGGAUUUGUAUUGUGUCCAAAUAGGUCUAUAUUCCUAUGAUCAAAAAUCCUUUUAAGUGUGCAGUCCUCUGACAGACAGGUACACCCACAUGCAUCCUCUUUCACCUGAACCUGUGUCAGCUUUAUGGGGAUUUUGAUCUCUCUGUGAGCUCAUUCAUAUGUUUAACAGGAUGACAGUUGGCCCAACUGGAAAUGGACUUGGGUUUGAGACUUUACCCCAUUAAAAAAUAUCUUCUUCAGAAGGAGCACUGGGCACUGUUUCAAAUCACAAACACAUUUUAUCAAAGUUAAAAUGUUUUAGAAUUUUCCCCAAUGUCAAAAUGAGUGAUGGAAAUACAAAAAAUGAUUUGACUACUGUUAAGACGUAUAAUCACUUGUAUGAAUACCAUUAAAUAUUAUUAAUAUUGAAAGGGUUUCAUUUAACUUUUGUAUUUGAUUGCCAAUUAGUGCUAAGCACAAAGUAUAGCAGCUGCUAUCAAUUCAUUAGUUUUGCAGUUAUGUGGUUCUAAAGUAUUGAACCUACUGAAGAAUUGACCUGAGGAUGGUGCUAAAGGAAUGACUGUUCAAAGGAAUGUUUUGUGAUUUACUGAUAUCUUCUUCUGUGUUGGGUUUGGGUUAGCAGGUCAAAAUAGUCGGUGGUGAUGACAUUCCCAUCAGCCUCAGCUGUACUUAAUGUUUAGUUUGUGCCCCUUGCCACAGUUUUGGCUGACUGGAUAUGGGUGGAGGUUUUUGACAGUUAUGUCAAGGAAGAAAUACUAAAUUCAACAAUAUGAAAUAGUGAAAUUAUGACAUCUAGUGGCAAAAAGUUACCUUACAUGUUAAAAAAACCAAAUAAAUAUACAAUAUAUCUACAUGUACCUACAUACACCCAUAUGUACAUACCUAAAUAUGUACAUAUAUACAUACAUACCUACAACACAUACAUGCUUGUGUACAUACAUACAAAUCUAUAUAUCACCAAGUAAAGUCAUGAAAAAAAGUGUGAUAGAACAUGUUGACUUUGUGUCUCAGUGUCUUUUGCAGCAGCAGCUUUGAUUGGGUUUAUAUAAAGACUGGAGGUUUUUGUAACCACACUGAUGUUUGUGAUGUCUGCGGGAAAAAAAAAAAUCACGUUUUCUUCAAGUUGUGUAUAUUUUUCCAUGUUUCUAAUAAAAAAACUGUGUAAAUUCA
Molecule: messenger RNA, 3221 nt
Organism: Seriola aureovittata
Lineage: Eukaryota; Metazoa; Chordata; Actinopteri; Carangiformes; Carangidae
Gene: lgmn
Product: legumain
Exons: 14
Coding region: 129-1439 (436 amino acids)
Biological process (GO): vacuolar protein processing
Molecular function (GO): cysteine-type endopeptidase activity
Source: RefSeq, a predicted model, not a curated record